AUGGAUUUAGAUGCUAUUACAAAACACUCGGCAUUACACGCCAAGCCCAGCGGCCUCGUUCUUCAAUAUGGCACUGCUGGAUUUCGAACAAAAGCAGAACAUCUUGAUCAUGUCAUGUUUCGCAUGGGAUUAUUAGCUGUUCUUCGGUCAAAACAGACAAAAUCUACAAUAGGAGUCAUGGUAACAGCAUCACACAAUCCUGAGGAGGACAAUGGUGUCAAAUUGGUUGAUCCUUUGGGUGAAAUGCUGGCACCUUCCUGGGAGGAACAUGCUACCUGUUUGGCAAAUGCUGAGGAGCAGGAUGUGCAGAGAGUGCUGCUGGACAUCAGCGAGAAAGCUGCAGUGGAUCUGCGGCAGGAUGCCUUCGUCGUGAUUGGUAGAGAUACCAGGCCCAGCAGUGAGAAACUUUCACAGUCUGUAAUAGAUGGCAUCACUGUUUCAGGAGGUCAAUUCCAUGAUUACGGCUUGCUGACAACGCCGCAGCUGCACUACAUGGUGUACUGCCGGAAUACCCAGGGCCAGUACGGACAGGCCACCACAGAAGGUUACUACCAGAAGCUCUCCAAGGCUUUUGUGGAACUUACCAAACAGGCUUUCUGCAGUGGGGACGAAUGUCUAUCACUUAAGGUUGACUGUGCAAAUGGCAUAGGGGCCCUGAAGCUGAAAGAAAUGAAAAACUACUUCUCCGAGGGGCUGUCCAUUCAGUUGUUUAACGUUGGGACUACAGGGAAACUCAAUCAUUUAUGUGGGGCUGACUUUGUGAAAAGUCAUCAGAAACCUCCACAAGGAAUAGAAAUGAAACCCAAUGAAAGAUGCUGUUCCUUUGAUGGAGAUGCAGACAGAAUUGUUUAUUACUACUCUGACGCAGAUGGCCACUUUCAUCUCAUUGAUGGAGACAAGAUAGCGACGCUCAUUGGUAGCUUCCUUAAAGAGCUCCUGCUGGAGAUUGGAGAAAGUCUGAAUAUUGGUGUUGUACAAACGGCAUAUGCAAAUGGAAGCUCAACACGGUAUCUUGAAGAAGUUAUGAAGGUACCAGUCUAUUGUACUAAAACUGGUGUAAAACAUUUGCACCACAAGGCUCAGGAGUUUGAUAUUGGAAUUUAUUUUGAAGCAAACGGGCAUGGCACAGUGUUGUUUAGUAAAACUGCUGAAAUGAAGAUAAAACGGCUAUCAGAAGAAUUAGAAGAUAAGAAAAGGAAAGCUGCUAAGAUGCUUGAAAAUAUUAUUGAUUUGUUUAACCAGGCAGCUGGUGAUGCUAUUUCUGACAUGCUGGUGAUUGAGGCAAUCUUGGCUUUGAAAAGGCUGACUGUACAACAGUGGGAUGUUCUCUAUACAGAUCUUCCAAACCGACAGCUCAAAGUUAAGGUUGCAGACAGGCAAGUUAUUAGCACCACGGAUGCUGAAAGGAAAGCAGUCACCCCCCCAGGACUACAGGAGGCUAUUGACAAUCUGGUGAAGAAGUACAAGCUUUCCCGAGCUUUUGUCCGGCCCUCUGGUACAGAAGAUAUAGUCCGAGUAUAUGCAGAAGCAGAUUCACAAGAAAGUGCCGACAGCCUUGCACAUGAAGUGAGCGUGGCGGUAUUUCAGCUGGCUGGAGGGGUUGGAGAAAGUCCCCAACCAGGUUUCUGA
This is a messenger RNA of Pipistrellus nathusii (Nathusius's pipistrelle), 1629 nucleotides long. The record is from the annotation of a GenBank genome assembly. NCBI's taxonomy places the organism in Eukaryota, Metazoa, Chordata, Mammalia, Chiroptera, Vespertilionidae.